AUGUCCUUGCUCGCACAGUCCCCUCGCUUCCCGCAAGAGAUCCUCGACUCCUUUAUCGACUCGGUUGCGGCAUUGGGACCAGUUCACGGCGAGGAGGACGCGGCAUUGAGCAAGUGUGCACUGGUGUCGCGGUCUUUUGCGCAUCGUACACGAAAACACGUCUUCCGCCAGGUCCUUCUCACAGCGGAGGGGAAUGACGAUUGUGAAGGCAUGGAUAAUGAAGAAUACUUGUUCGUGUUUCAAGGGUUUUUAACCUGGAAACCAAGACAACCGCAGAAAGACGGGCUCACCUCUAUCGCGCCCUAUGUCAAGAAACUCAGUCUCGUCUCCUACUUGCCUGUCUUCAGCACGCCCUCUGAUCUGUUGCUCUCCCCGCAUCUGGUCAGCCUCUCUCUUUCAGGGAUUCAAAAGCUUCCGAAGGCGCUGCCAGCGGGAAGCCAUGUGGAGCAGUUGAGGUUGCGGAAUUGUUCAGUCUCCAAGGUGAAAGCCCGCCUUCAUUUUUCUGCACGAUAUCCAACCGCUACCUCUUCACAUCCUCGUGUGAGGAAGAUUGAUGUGGACGAUGUCGGAGCGGCAUCCCAACUCCUGUUCGGAGUUCCAGAUCCACUGUAUCGUGAGGCCGCCACACCCUCGACCGUGUCGGAAGUGGCGAUCCCGUUCGACUCUUCCGGGCAAGGGCAGGAAAUCUCCACCUUCUUGACUCAAAUAAAAACUUCGGUUACAUAUAUUGACAUGAAAUUUAAUGACUUGGUGACACCCCCGCUCACGCAGUCGUCGUUCAACCUAACUCGAUUGGAAGAGCUGCAGCACCUUCGUUUUUCGAGAUACCAAGGCAGCAGAGCAUUCUCCUCCACUCUUCAGCUCCCAGGUCUUGGAUUUGAUAUUCUGGACGUACUCCAGGUUCCAACCUCGUUGCAAGCAUUCUCCCUCCAAUUCCACUACUCCGGAGACAAAGAGCGCUUUCUUGAAUCCUUUUCUGCACCUCCUGAGGCCAAUGGGUGGAUCAAAUUAAACACCUUUUUUUCACUCAAGUCCUCGCAGAUCGCCAACGUGGAGGUGUCAAUCUUGUUUUCCCGUAGGCCCCGCGACACAUUCUACGGGCAAAUCGAGUCCCAAGUGAAGACUGCUCUCCCUUUUUUCACCAAAUCGACCACCACAUGUUCCCUCUCUGUCAUUGUGGGGUGCAUCGAUGACGCCUCCGAUGACGGUUACGAUUAA
This is a messenger RNA of Cyclocybe aegerita, 1218 nucleotides long. NCBI's taxonomy places the organism in Eukaryota, Fungi, Basidiomycota, Agaricomycetes, Agaricales, Hemipholiotaceae. The record is from the annotation of a GenBank genome assembly.